AUGGCGUACUGGUAUUUUGAAAACAGUAUUAAGAAGAGUGUGGGGGGGGAGCCCUACACCUGCGACCCGCACCUAUUGGACAGGUGCCUUGAAUGCUGCAUCAAAUGCCUGGGUGGGAUUCCGUACCCAUCCCUGAUAGCCACCAUCUUGCUGUAUGCCGGCGUGGCUCUGUUCUGCGGCUGCGGACAUGAGGCCCUCUCCGGCACCGUCACCAUCCUGCAGAACUACUUCGAGGUGAUGAGGAGCCCCGUGGAUGCACUGGAUGUGUUCACCAUGAUUGACAUCAUAAAGUACGUGAUCUACGGCAUCGCCUCAGCUUUCUUCGUGUAUGGCAUCCUGCUGAUGGUGGAGGGCUUCUUCACCAGUGGAGCCAUCAAGGACCUGUAUGGAGACUUCAAGAUCACCACCUGCGGACGCUGUGUCAGCGCUUGGUUCAUCAUGCUGACAUACAUCUUCAUGCUGGCCUGGCUCGGAGUCACUGCUUUCACCUCCCUGCCGGUCUUCAUAUACUUCAACAUCUGGAACAUCUGCCAAAACGCUACCGUGCUGGAAGGGGCCACACUCUGCCUGGACCCACGCCAGUAUGGAAUCGUGCCAAUCGCCGAGGCCAAAACCGUGUGUGCUGGAUCGGAGAAAUUCUUCAAGAUGUGUGAAUCCAAUGAGCUCGACAUGACGUUCCACUUGUUCAUCUGUGCCCUCGCUGGAGCAGGAGCUGCUGUUAUUGCUAUGAUCCACUACCUGAUGGUGCUGUCCGCCAACUGGGCCUACGUGAAGGACGCCUGCCGAAUGCAGAAGUACGAGGACAUCAAGUCGAAGGAGGAGCAGGAGCUUCACGACAUCCACUCCACCCGCUCCAAGGAGCGUCUCAACGCCUACACAUAA
This is a messenger RNA of Limanda limanda (common dab), 882 nucleotides long. RefSeq names its product glycoprotein M6Aa (gene gpm6aa). Gene Ontology annotation, biological process: neuron projection development. The record is from RefSeq and is a predicted model, not a curated record. The coding region runs from base 1 to 882 and encodes 293 amino acids. NCBI's taxonomy places the organism in Eukaryota, Metazoa, Chordata, Actinopteri, Pleuronectiformes, Pleuronectidae. Gene Ontology annotation, cellular component: neuronal cell body; plasma membrane; filopodium. The transcript has 7 exons.